This is a messenger RNA of Thrips palmi, 4200 nucleotides long. It is a transcript of the gene melt, whose product is annotated as protein melted. Gene Ontology annotation, cellular component: plasma membrane. Gene Ontology annotation, molecular function: phosphatidylinositol-5-phosphate binding. Lineage: Eukaryota; Metazoa; Arthropoda; Insecta; Thysanoptera; Thripidae. The record is from RefSeq and is a predicted model, not a curated record. The coding region runs from base 443 to 3658 and encodes 1071 amino acids. The transcript is spliced from 15 exons. Gene Ontology annotation, biological process: regulation of signal transduction.
CGCAGCAACGCGGUGUGUCGCCGUUUCCCCGUUUAUGACGGCAUCAUGAGGGCAUAAAAGCCCCAAUUGGGGAUAGAGGUUGCUGAUAACCGGCCUGCAUCGCUGAUACGCAAAGCUCGGCCCUUCCUGGCGUGGAGUGCAUUCCCCGAAGCCCCCCGCUCCCGCCAGUCCCACCCCUGCCGCGUUCCGAGUUUGAAUGGAGGCAGAGGCGGAGGAAGCAGAAGAAGCAUCCUGUAGCCUAGCAACCCGCACGACGCCGCGCAGUGCGGUGAAGCGGCUGCUGCUGCGAUGUUUACGUGGUCCAAACCGACCUGAAGAUGCGUUUCGAGGCUUCUCCAGUCACUCUGUGAUCCUGUUGACGUCCUUCGUAGUCGGAAUAGCAAAGUUUGCUUGAAGUUUUAGUUAUUUUAUUCACAUGUAAGACAUCAUAACAUCCUUUAAAAUGCAUGAACUCUUUACGCAAGUCCUCAGCAAGAAGGAUCUGUCAAAGGCUGGGGAUUUAUUCUCAGUAGCUGAUGCAGAGAUAGUAAAUGAUUUGACAGAAGUUGUGACCACAAUUGCUGAGAUCGCCAGUCUUCCAGAUUAUGUCAAUAAUGACAAUGAUCAAAGUGUUGUUGAGAUUUGCAUUACUAGAGUUACUUCUGCAAUCAGAGAAACAAAUUCUAUUGAGCAGCAUUCCGAGGCACUUGUGUCUCUGUUGGAGUCUUGCCUUAACCAUAAUUUAAAGCCAUCGGCACGUGAUGAAGACCCACCUCAUGCCAAAAUUUCUUCUGAUAUUAUAUCUUGCAUAUUUUUGAAUUAUAACAAAAAGGAGGUGAUGCGUCGCGCCCUCCCUGUUGCUGUCAAGUUCUUGCAUAAGGGCAAUAAGGAGUUGUCCAGAAAUAUGUCAUCGUACUUAUCACUUGCUGCCAUUGAAAAUGCUGAUCUUCUGUCUAAACAUAUUCAGUUAAUAAUUGACUCAAUUAUCUCAGGAAAUUUCUCAUUGUGCAGAGUUCUGCCACAAAUUUAUGAAGUAACCAAGGAGCCUGUCCAUGAGCAUGCAAUGGCUCUGGUCUCCCUUCUUCCACUUUGUGAAAAUCAGGAAAAGCUGGCACUUCUAUUGUUGUUUGCAAUGAUAGCCAAAAACAAACCAGCACUUCUAGAACCAAGCCUGCCUCAGCUUUGUGAAUAUUUGAGUCAAGCAGCUACUGCUUCGGACACAAUGAAAGUGUUUGUUAACAUGGCUGAGAAGCGACCUCAAUUGUUAGUUGAUCACCUGCCACAAAUCAAGAAAGUUGUUGAAUGUCAUCCCAAUACACUUUGCCUAGCUGCUCAGGUCAUUUCAUCAGUUGGGAAACUGAGCAAAGAUAGAGCCCAGGAGGCUCUUAAUUUUGUCUUGGAACAUUUGCCAAAAGCAGAUCGCGGUUCGCAGCACACACUUCUCCAUGAAGCUACUCGCCUCUGCAGUUCAUAUCCGGUCUUAUUCACGGAUAAAAUGUUGCAAGGUGUACGUCAAUGUGGACAAAAGCAUACUACUCCACAUGUUAAUUUAACGUCGGGUGGAGUUACAAUAGUCAAAGUAGGAGGAAGUACAGAGGAGAGUAAUGGAGGAAAGAGGAGCUCUGGGAACAGUCGCCAGUCUCAUUCUGAAGUAAAUGGAGCUUUAAACAGACAAGAAGCUAAUCGUCUGGUGAUCAGUCGACCAAGACUUGGAGGUGAUAGUCGAAGCACAGGCCGAUUGCAUGUGUCAGGUGCACACCGUAGUAUGACUCGUCUUAAUAUCACAGGUGGGGGAGGAGCAGGAAGUGGAGGAGGUGGAGGCACAGGCACAGGCACAAGUGGUGGUGGAGGGGUCAAUGGCAAUGGCAGUAGAAUUGGGUCCGUUGGAGGCCUCCAUAAGAGCAUGACUCGAUUAAGUUCCAGUCAGCAAAUCAAUCUAGUACCAAACAGUGCCUUGCCAUCUCCAUCUGCGACAGGUGCAUUGGCUCACACUUCUUUGAGCUCAAAUAAUCGUUCAGUGACAGCUAUCAAUAAUAGCAAUCAGCGUAAUAGUCAGUACGGAAUAUCAAGUGGUGGAGUUACAGUCACAACUACUCAAGAUUCUGCUACUUCUGCCCGUUCAAGCAUUGGUGGAAGUGGAUCUGUUUUGAGAGAUGAUCGUGAGCUUGUGUCAAUUUCUACUUCAUUCCCUCUCAAUGGUCCUCCAGUGACUUAUCACACAACAAGAGACUCCACAGGAAAUGUUGGGAGACUUCAGCAUACCCAUGUCCAUUCAACAUCUCAGCAGUCUCAGUUGCAGAGUUCAACAUCCUCUCAGUCAAUGCUAUCAUCACACACAAUGAAACACUCAUCCAACCAAAUUGCUAAUCAUAAUGCUCUGGUCAAUUCUCAACAGCAACAACUCCUACAACAUGGACAGCAAAAUCAGCAUCUACAGUCACAACAUUUACAGCAGCAGUUGCAGCAGCAACAGCCUCCAUACACACAGCCGCAACAACCACCCCUCCUUCAACAAACGCAGCAGCAACAGCAGCCCCCUUCAAUGCCAGCUCUGUCAACCCCAAGUCUCCCUGCAGCUUCAAAUAGCUCAGUGUUACAAACUCAGCCUAGUUCAUCGGCUCUAAAUUCAAAUCAAACUCCUCACUACUCCAGUGUGGUAACUCCUCGUAGACAAAACACUAGUGUAACAAUUAUCUCAAGUAAUUCAUCCGGAAUCAAUCCUUCAAUGGCUGCAGCGUCUCAGAGAAUAAGUGUAUUUGAACCGUACCCAAUGAGGGACACUGUGCAACACUUUUGUGAAAAGCAUCUGGAUAAAAUCAAAUCAUACAUGGACAAAGUCUCUCGGUGCAUACCUCCUCCUGCCAAGUGCACUAUUGAAGAGAGGAGAGCUAAAAAAGUUGCCAAGCUCCAUUUUGCUUGUCAAGGAAGAGGUGAACAUUGUCUGUACAACAGGACAUUUUUCACCAUGAAAACAAGAAAUCCUCGUAUCUGGAUUCAUCUCAUGUUCUUAUCACUGCAGGCUAGAUCACAAUCUGCGUUAAGCUCCCGAGAUUCAUCAGUCAGUAGCUUGAAAAACUGUUGGGACAUUUUAAAGUGUGAGAAUAAAACUUUCCUUACUGUGGUCACAUCAGCAUUUCCUUGCUCAAAGGACCAAGAGGCACUUACAAAUGAGUUGAGACAUUCUGGCUUUUUUGACGUGUUGGAAUAUGUUGGUGUGGGUGGAGGAGGAAAUGGAAUAUCUGAUGGGCCCCUCUGGGGCUGCUUCCUCUGCAACCAUCCAGAGCGAGCUGUUGGUUUCCUUCAGGAUUCCCAACCAGUGAUUGAAGGGCAGCUCAAAGAAAAGAAAGGCCGCUGGCGGCUAUUCAGGCGGUGGCGAACUCGUUACUUCACUCUGUCACCAGCCCACUUGUCCUGUAAAGGAUCGAAAGAUGACAAGGAUGUGACACCCAUUGAAGUGAAUCAGAUAAGAAGCGUGAAAGUCAGUCGAGGAGCCCGAAACAUUCCAAAAGCUUUUGAAAUAUUUACCGGUGAUCAAUCGCUCAUUCUGAAACCUAAGGAUGGGAAGAAUGCAGAGGCUUGGGUCCAAUGUCUGUCAGUUGCUUUGGCUCAUUCUCAUGCUCGUGAUUCUCCAUCUAACAAGACUCAUUCUUUGCCAGCUACUUUACGUACACCUAUUUAAUUUUUAGGAAGAUGAAAUCAAAUGCUGUACCCCUGAGAUUAAGAAUGGCCGGGGGUCAUUGCAUGUUAUCUCUCUCUCUCUCUGAAGAGUUCAAAAGAUUUUGUGACAAUUUAAAAAAAAUACUCGGGACGGGCCAAUAAGCAUUAGCAGCUGGCACAAAAGCAUAAAUAUUAUCUUUACUGGGGAACUUUCACUGUUACUACGACUGCCAGUUAUCUUUAACUUUUAUUGUUGUGUAUUUUAACAUACUACGUUUUUAUAUAUAUUACAUAUAUAAUCAUGAAUAUUUAUUUUUAUUAUGAAUAUGUAUAUCAUUGUUGUUAUCAAUAUACUUGUUAUUUAUGGAAGAAUUAUAGGAGAAGAAUAAUGAAGUUGCUCAUAAUCUUAUUUUAUUUCAAUGGUGUCUGUUCGUACAUUCCAGAGUUACAGUUGUGUGAGUUGAUAAACAACUCACAAAAAUAUAUUUAUAUCAAAAAUUUUAAAUGUCGCUGAUAUUGUAUCUUAGUACAAUAAAAUCUCAACAUAAUCAUUUGUUACUUGAA